Messenger RNA from Moesziomyces aphidis, 7476 nucleotides. The record is from the annotation of a GenBank genome assembly. Lineage: Eukaryota; Fungi; Basidiomycota; Ustilaginomycetes; Ustilaginales; Ustilaginaceae.
AUGCCAGCAAGGGUGGCCGCCAUGCCUGCUGCCGUCAGUAGCAGCAGCAGCGCCCUGCCCGCUGGCAAGGUCGACGUUGCAACCAAGGUGGCUCCGAAAACACGUAGCGCUGCAUCGAGGACCACUGCCACUGCAUCCAGCUCGAGCAGAUCAGCAGCCACACCAUCCGCCACCUCCUCGCGCACCACAUCUGGCACGGUCAUGGCGCGCACCGCUUCGGCCACCAGAGCAGCAGCUCCAGCUCCAGCCACAACACCGUCCACUCGCUCCACCAGGACAACCCCGGCCUCAUCGUCGCAGCGAUCCAGCUCUGUCACUACCUCGGCCUCCUCGUCACGCGCAGUGUCUUCGACCUCCCGUGCGACGUCAGUGUCGAAGCCCUCUGCCGCCGCCGCCACCGCCACCAAGCCAACUUCGACUUCCAGGACGGUCAGGAGCACAACAGCUGCCACCGCCCGAACCCGCACAGCCGCUCCGCCAGCUCCAACAGUCCAACAUUCCGUCCUUCAGCAGUCCUGGACAGAGGCGCAAGUUCUCGAAGCCCUCAAAUCACCCAAGGAGGUCCCCGUGGCACUGCCGAACUACCUGCUCCUACGCCUGGGCACAUCAGCACACGAGCUCUUACUUGAACAAGAGCUCACGAGCUCUCCAAGCUUCGAUCCCGCUCCCGAAAAGCUUGCCGCCGCUCGAUCCCUCUACUUUGCCAAGCAGCUCGUCAAUGCCGGCCUCUCGUGGCUCUCGCAGCUCGCAAACGCGGGCUGGUCCGCCAACAGUGCCGAGUCGGCCUCGGAAUUGCCUCACGUGCUAGCAGCUGCUCACACCUUCCGCAUCGCCACCCGCUUCCUCCUUCUCCCUCGCGACGUCUGCGGCACAGGCACGGCUGCGGCGCAAAAGGAGCUCGAAAUCGAAACCAUCAUCCUUCGCACCACCACCAAGCUCAAAUCCAUCGGACUCUCCAAGGUGGCCCAUGCCGACUGCUUAUACCUCGCCCGCACAUCUGCGCACUUCCCGGAUGCUGAGGCCAUCGUGGCUGCAGCAUCGUCAAGCUUGUUGCUGCCACACUUCACGCAGACAGCCGACCCCGCGUCCGAGCCCUCGCCUGCCCGUAUGUCGUUCUUGCUCGACCUGCAGUCCCACUCUGUUCUCAAGGCUUUAGAGGCGGCUGACCUCGACUCGCUCGACUCGAUCCUCACCGAUCUCAACCACGAGCACGGACCGUUGGCUUGGCAAUUGUACGCUCGCCGAUCCGGAGGCGAGACCAAGGUGCUCGACCGCGUCGCCUUUGCCGUAGAGCGCGCCAUCUCCAAAGCACUCCAGCGACUCGAGGCACCCAACAGCCAGGAAUACCUGCCGCUGCGUACGCUCGCCUUGCAGCUCCUCGUCCAGGUCAGCGACAUCGACCUCGCUGCGUUCUGGGAGCGCGUUGCACGCACAGGUGGGGCCGUCCUCAAGACUGCCCACAAGGACGGCUUGAACUUGGCUUCGACCUACGAUGCCGUUCACGACGCCUUCGAGACCGUCAUUGCCACCGCUGCAAACCUCGCCGAGCAUGCUGGCGCCGAGCACAACAAGAUGGCCGGCGACGGCUUCCAGCGCUUCUGUGAGCACUGGCUCAACUUUGCACGCAAGGCUGGAAGCACCGCUGGUGUCGAACGGGCAACUGCUGCGAUGGCAGGCGCGCCGUCACCAGCGCGCUCGGACAUCGUCAAGCCUGCAGCUUCUAAUGGGAUGGUCACGGAUGGGGCUGAGGCGCCGUCAACCAGCUCGCCCGUCCCAGAGAGGCAGUGGAGCGACCAAGACCUCACCAAGAUCUGUGCAAAGCUCACAGCAUGCGUGCUGGCCCUCGACAACGUGCUCGCUGGUAAGGCCGACACCGACACACAGUCCAGGCUCGACGACGCCUGCAAAAUUUUGCAGCGCGAGCUUGGAGGAUGGCCAACAACUGCCGCGACAUCCUCUCAGAUCAAGCUACACCGAGUCGUGGACCAGAUCCAUCGUCGCUGCUGCACCAAGCUCGCAAGCCAAGGCUGCGACAGCAAGGGCCAGCCCAAGCAAGACACCGCCUCGGCUGUUCCCGUCAAUGUCGAUUCGCUCGCACGCGCCUGUUUGCAGCUCUUGCGCGAGCUCUUUGCUUGCUGCCAGCCGUCCGCCUCGGACUCUGCGAUUGCGUCCAGCGAGUCAGUAAAGUCGACGCCUGCGCGACCAACGUCGCUGCCAACUCGCGAUGCGUGCCUUCUGGAUCUCGUACAUGGACACCGAGUGCUCGCCAACAAGCUCUUCUCCAUUUCGUCGUCGCGAGCGCGCGCCGAAUCGCUCGCUGUGCUCGAGAGCUGCCAUGCCCUCCUGCAAUCCGAGCUGACCAGACCGCUGCCCGCCACGGUGCUGUCAGAGCAGCUACGACUCCUCUGCACCAGCUUCUACAAUCCAGGCGGCAUGCUGUACAACGCAGCCAACUACGUCGAGGCAGUCAACUUUCUGCAGGGCGCUGUUGAGUGCGACAUCGACUCGAUCGACCUCCUGCGAUCUUCAUGCGACGGCGAGGAACAGCCAGAGCUGCAGGCAAGCUUGCAAAAGCGUCAGGAAUCCCUGAACAAGAAGCUCGAGUAUGCAGCGGUGUCAUAUCGACUUGGCGGCGACAAGGAGCAGGCAUUGCAGAUGUAUCGAAAGCUGGUCCGCUCCAUCCCCUCGGACAUCCAGGCCAAGAUCGACAAGCGUGUCGGCGACGCCGGCAUCGAGUCGUGCUUCAAGUCGGCGGAUGCAAAGAGCCUGGCCGGGUGGAUCAAGGCUAUCACCGACAUGUCCGUACAUGAACUCGGCUCCGACUUCGCUUUGGACGAUGAGAAGCGUAGCCUCACCCAUUGGGUCCUGCACGCGGACCAACUCGAGAAAAGCGUCAAGGGCGCCAUCCUCGAGCAAGCGGUCCAGCACCUCGACGCCCGCUCUCAUUUUGCGAGCUCGGUCAAGGCGAUCGGCAAUAUCCAUCAGUGCUUGCUGCGCAUCUAUGAUGCCACGCAUUUCCCGCUCCGACGCGCCAGGACUAUCGUUCGUAUGCUCGAGAUGGACGUUCUGUCGCACGCGCUUGCGCUGACGGAAGACGAGUUGACUCAGAUGGAAGAAGACGCGAUCAUUUGCUUCGACAGCCCAUCUCUUGGCGCGGACGAACGUCUCAGUCGGUUCAAGGCGCAGUAUCGCUGCUCGCUGCUGCUGUCUACGGCUCUGCAGGUGCGUCUGCGUCGACCUAACGAGAGCCCGGAGAUUGUGGCAGAGAAAGUCGAGGCGGCUUGCAAAUCUCUCAGCUCCUCCACGCGGGGCACGCCUAAGAAGCAGUCCGCCCAAUCUUUUCCCCAACAACCAUCAAGCAGCUCGCCCAGGUCCGCACAUGCAACACCAAAUGCGACUCCAAGCACCCGAGCCUCGGCUCGUGGACCAAGCACAGCAUCGGCUCGGCUCGCAACCAACCGUAGAGCGCUCGGUCAACGUUCCGCGCCUCCGCAAAAGACGGCUGUCCUGCCGUCCAGCCCAUCCACGCCGCCGUCCAGGGGCAAACCCGUCUUCGAGUCAAAGUCUGCGGCAGUCUCGCGGUCCUCUCCGCUGGCCAGGGCGCCGCCGAAAGAGUCCAUCCUGGACAACGCCAGGCAGUUCUGCCAGUCGGCGCUCACCAUCUCGGAGGCCUUUGCGGCGCUGGCCUUGACGCAGUGCAGCGUGCACAUUCUCAAGGUCGUACGCCAAGCCAUCCGACAUUCGGACGAGUGUACGCCAGAUGCGGACGAGAUGCUGUGUCGCGCAGGUGUCGACCUCGCUCAGGCGUACCUGCGCCUCGGUAAGACCCAGCGCGCGGAAGCUGUCCUUCGCUCCGCAAUGACGCUGGUUUCGGGGCAUACCCCAGCAGGCUAUCCAUCGAGUAAGCCGGUGAUGCUCACCGAUCAUGUUCGCUUCCGCUGCCUCAUGACCCAGGCCGAGCUGUCCUGCCAGACACGAGAUCUAGCUGGCGCACAGGCACGGCUGACCGAGGGUCUGGCACUAGCAAAGGGCCAACAGAAGGGAGACAAGGCGGUCUCUAGCUCAAUGGAACGCUUGCUGCAGAGGGAGCGCCAGGCUCUCGCUUUUGCCGUCGCUGCUCGUCUGCAUGUGGAGAGCGGCGAUCUGGCUUCGAGCAUCGAGUCGAUCACUCAGGCACUUCGACAGCUCAUCCGCCUCUCGUCUAAUCUUGCCAGCAUCGCAAGCCGCACUUCGGCACAGGGCGACGGCCAGGUGGUGCAGGCGGGUCAGAUUAGCAAGGACGCGACGGAAGCUUCGAGCGACGUGGUGAUGGACACGCCUGACAGCACCGAGAAGCAGCCACAGCCGCAGGAGGAGCAGCUGCCCAAGUUUUGCGGCGCCGUGUUCUCGAGCCUCUUUUGGAGAAGCUGCCGUCUGCUGCUCGAAAGCUACAUGAGGCUCAGCACGUCGCACAGCAUCCGGGGCUCGGCGGUCGAGGCCGAAAGCCUGGCUGGCGAGGCGAUCGACUUUGCCACCUCGAUGCGCUUUGCCCUGCCGCUCGCUCGUGCCCUGGUCCAGCGAGGCGAGCUGCGCCUCCAACUCAAUCGCACCGAGCUAGGCCAACAAGACCUGUCGCGAUGCAUGGCGGUGCUUCAAGAAACUUGGAUCCCCGAGGUCGUCCCUCUGUCCUACGUUCAGGGCGACUGUCUCAUGCGCAUCGAGCAGCUCGGCGAGGCGUUGCGCUCGUACGCUACUGGCGAGGCCACGUUGCGCACGCUCAGCACUGCGUUCGUCGAGGCCGAACACGCGUCGCCGUCACCCAAGGCACAGUCACACCACCGCAGGAAAUCGAGCCUGUCGCUCUCAGCUGGACAGAACCGAAUGCGGCUGAGCCAAUCAAUCACAGGCGCGGGCAUGGACGUGCUUCUGCCGGACGUGCAGUCCAGGCUCUUGCAGAGACAGGCGUGGAUCCUGCAUUUGAUGGGCGAAGCGGAGCAAAGCGAGGAGGCAGUCGAAAAGGCCGCCAGUGUUUGGGACGGCCAGGCAUCAACCGAUGUGCGCGUCGAUCAGUUCGUCCUCGAGGGCCGCAUUGCACUGCGCAGGGCGCUUCAGCAUCUCAAGGGCGAUCACUUCUUUAGCAUGCUGCCCGAAGCCGCCAUCUCGAUCCCAAUGGUCCCCUCGGUCAGUGUUCGCACGCUGGCCGCGACUACGGGCUCGAACCACGCCAUCUCCGAGGAGACGGUGAAGGCGGCGUUCGACAUGCUGACGCCCGCCGACUCGGCGUUCCGCGAAGCGCUUUCGUUGGGACUGCGGUCGUCCCACUCGCUGUCGCUGCGAGAGGCGUUCGCCAGCCUCGCCCAAGUCUACACCACGCAAGCGGCACUCGGCAAGAACGUCAAGAUGGCUGCCAACGCGGCUGCCGCGCUGCUGGAUUGGGCCUCGAGCGUGGGUGUGCGCAGAAACCUGCUCAUGUCGAUCUCGGCCAAGCUGCGAAACUCGGACGCAGUUCUUCAGGAUCAAGACUGGCCCGUCAUCACGGACGAUCACGCGGUCGCUAGGUCCGCGCGUUCUUCAGCCGCGGGCGUGAGUGACUGCGAUCACGAUGCUCUGCCGAGCCGAUUGGCGAAGCUCACGCUGAACGAUCGUGCUCGCGCAGGUCGAGGCGAGCGCUCAAGCCGAGGCAAUCCCUGGUCGACUUUCUGGCAGUCUGUCCGCCUGCGCCACCAGGAGGCGCAGCACGAAGCCGGGUCUGCCAAGCUGCUGCUUCCACGCAACUGGACCGUGGUCUCGAUCUCGGUCCGCGGCACCGACGUCGAGAACCUCGUGUUGACCCGACAGCAGGGCGGCGGAGGCGCCGACGGCUGCUCUGCCAAAGAGGCCGUGCUGUAUAGCCUGCCGAUGAAUCGACGCAGCAAGCGAGACGGCACCGAGGAAGACGAGGAGCAUCUGACGCUCGCGGCGGCCAAGGACAAGCUCGUCGAAAUCGUGCAGCUGAGCAACGACGGCAUCCACGGCGUGCGCGACAUCCAGGGAAUGGAGGGUAGGCGGCAAUGGUGGACCGAGCGCCACCGUCUCGACGACGAACUGCGUGACCUGCUUCAGGCACUUCAAGACACGUGGCUCGGCGGCUUCAAGGGCGUCUUUGCCGAGCCGAUGCUGGAUGAUCGAGCCGUUGCCGGGUUGCGCGCGAGGUUCGAGAAGAUCAUCCGACGCGCCUGCUUCCCGACCACCAACAAGCGUCCGACGAAACUCAAGAUGGACGAUGCCGUGUUCGAAUGCUUUGCCGGUCUGCCGGCCGACUGCACCGACGAGGAUCUCGAGGACCUGGUGCACUAUGUCAUGGAUGCGCUUCAGUUCAGUGGCUUCCAGGUGGCGGUGGACGAGAUCGACCUCGACGAGACGGCGAUGGAUCUGCGAGGUGCGCUCGAAGAAUUCCACGGAAAGAAGGUUCAGAGCUCGCCGAACAAGGUCAACAUGACGUACGUCGCGGCCGAGGAGGAGGAGGAGGCAAGCGACCAUCACAUCUUCCUGGUGCUCGACAAGGACACGGCGCCGUUCCCUUGGGAGUCGAUGCCGAUCCUGCGCGGCAAGUCGGUCAGCCGUAUCCCGUCGAUGGCCUUCCUGCAGGACCGCAUUCAAAUGGCACCGGUCUUUUGCCGCCAGCCGGCAGCACCGCAGGAUGACACUGAAGACGAGGACGAGGACAUCGAGGCAAGCCCGCUGCAGAAGGGCCGACAUGGAGCAAGGACACAGAGUCGCUCGCCAUCAAAAGCAACACGCACGCUCAGGGGAGCCACGCUUGGGAGCAAGAGCAGCGAGCGAGUGGACGACGGAAACUCGAAUUUGCAGAGCUCGGCGUGGCAGGUGGCGUUGCGCAACGGCAAGCUGUACAGCCUGUCGAAGCGUCGCACGUCGUACCUGCUCAAUCCUGGAGGCGAUCUGGGUCGCUCCGCGCUCGGAUGGAAGGGCAUCGUUGGCCGUCAACCGAUUGUCGACGAGCUGCCGGAGGCGCUCUCGUCGUCCGACCUGCUGCUCUACUUUGGGCACGGCGGAGCGGAGCAGUUCAUCCGACAGAGUAAGCUGCGCGACCUGGAGCGAUGCGCCGUCGCCAUGCUUUGGGGCUGUUCGUCGGCCAUGCUCCACGACAAUGGCGACUUUGACCGCACAGGUACGCCGCUCAACUACAUGUGCGGCGGCGCGCCGGCGAUGGUGGGCAAUCUGUGGGACAUGACCGAUCGCGAACUGGAUUCGGUCUGCGAGGGCGUGUUUGGCCGACUCGGACUGAUGGAGGCGGGAGAGCGCGCCCCGCUCAAGUCGACCGCAAGGAAGCUCAAGGUCGACGCCGAUGGCAUCCUCGUGGCUAGUAGAGCACCGACUCAGAUGUCGCUGGCUCGUGCAGUCGCAGAGAGUCGCGACGACUGCAGACUUCCGUACUUGACCGGCGCCAGCACUGUUGUCUACGGUGUGCCCGUCUACUGGAACGACGACGCCCUGUGA